CACUCCCACUAGGUCCCGCCCCCGCGCUCUGAUUGGCUGCCGCUCUGACAUUCCAUACUUUUUCCCAGACGUCGCCUAUAAAUAAUGCCCACUUUCAGCCGGACACUUCAGUAACUUCAACUCUCCGCGCUUCCCCGCCAAACACAGAUCCAGAAGAGGAGGAAAUGGGUCACGUGCUCCGCGCGGUCCUGCUGGGACUCUUGCUGACUUUGGCCAAGUCGUUUCCCGCCCAGGAAGAUGAGGAAGGCAAGAAGUGGGUCGUCAUCGUUGCUGGUUCUGCUUCUUGGUACAACUACAGACAUCAGGCCGACGCGUGCCACGCCUACCAGAUUGUCCACAAGAACGGCAUUCCAGAUGAGCAGAUCGUGGUCAUGAUGAUGGACGACUUGGCAAACUCCGACGAGAACCCCACCCCCGGUAUCAUCAUCAACAGGCCCAACGGCACCGACGUGUACAAGGGAGUCGUCAAGGACUACACUGCGGAAGCAGUGACUCCAGAGAACUUCCUGGCUGUACUUCGGGGUGAAGCUUCCAAGGUCAAAGGUGGCUCUGGUAAAGUGCUGGCGAGUGGUCCCAAAGAUCACGUGUUUGUUUACUUCACUGACCAUGGCGCACCUGGAAUUCUGGGUUUCCCCAACGGCGAGCUGCACGUCAAAGACCUCCAGGAUACGAUCAAGUACAUGCACGACAAUAAGAAGUACAAGAAGAUGGUGCUGUACAUUGAAGCCUGCGAAUCAGGAUCCAUGAUGAACCAUCUGCCGCAUGACAUCGAUGUUUACGCCACCACAGCAGCCAACUCUCACGAGUCGUCGUAUGCGUGCUACUUCGAUGCUGAGCGCGACACGUACCUGGGAGACUGGUACAGCGUCAACUGGAUGGAAGAUUCUGACACGGAGGAUCUGUCCAAGGAGACUCUGCUGAAGCAGUUCAAGAUUGUGAGGAGUCACACCAACAGCAGCCACGUGCAGCAGUUUGGAAACAAAACUUUGGCACACAUGAAGGUGGCGGCCUUCCAGGGCGAGCCCAAGACCGGGACCCCGCCCAAGCCCAGGGCCCCCCUGCCGCCCGUGGCCCACCUGGACCUGACGCCCAGCCCGGACGUUCCUCUGGCCAUCCUCAAGAGGAAGCUGAUGGCCUCCAAUGACAUCUUGGACGCCAGGAAGCUCUUGGCAGAAAUCGACUCUCACUUUAAGGUCCGAGAGAUGCUGGCGGCCAGCAUGCGACGCAUCGCCGAGGCGGUGACGGGCGACGCGGCGGAGGCGGAGCAAGUGAUCAACGAGAGACGAGAUCUGACCGAGCACGACUGCUACCGGACCAGCGUGGACCACUACAAGCACACCUGCUUCAACUGGAACAAAGCUGAGUACGAGUACGCGCUGAGACAUCUGUAUGCUCUCCUCAACUUGUGCGAGCGAGGAUACGCCGCCGCCAGCAUCCAGCUGGCCAUGGACUCCGUGUGUCACUUCAGCAAGUAACACCGACAGAUGAAAGCUGCUUCCUGGUAUGAUGCUGGACACUAUUAUUGCUUGUGAACUGAUUAACACUUUUUUUCUCCUUGAUGUUUUUUUUUUUUAAGAUGAAUUGCACUUUUCCCGUGUGAAUAACUUUUUAAUGAUCGCUGCUUUGGAUGUGUUUUUAUCAGCUUUUAUGUGAUAAUGCCUGAUUGUAAAAAGUCCAACAAAAACAAACUGAAUGUUUACCGAAGCAAACCUCCUUGAAUUAAAAUCUGUCAGACAAA
Nerophis ophidion (straightnose pipefish) is the source of this 1738-nucleotide messenger RNA. RefSeq names its product legumain (gene lgmn). Gene Ontology annotation, molecular function: cysteine-type endopeptidase activity. Gene Ontology annotation, biological process: vacuolar protein processing. The record is from RefSeq and is a predicted model, not a curated record. The transcript has 14 exons. NCBI's taxonomy places the organism in Eukaryota, Metazoa, Chordata, Actinopteri, Syngnathiformes, Syngnathidae. The coding region runs from base 165 to 1475 and encodes 436 amino acids.